Molecule: messenger RNA, 5769 nt
Organism: Pezoporus occidentalis (night parrot)
Lineage: Eukaryota; Metazoa; Chordata; Aves; Psittaciformes; Psittacidae
Gene: CDS2
Product: CDP-diacylglycerol synthase 2
Exons: 13
Coding region: 63-1424 (453 amino acids)
Cellular component (GO): endoplasmic reticulum membrane
Molecular function (GO): phosphatidate cytidylyltransferase activity
Source: RefSeq, a predicted model, not a curated record
UGGUAGUUGCGAGGGACGCACCGGAGCGGAGCGGGGCCGGGCCAGGCUGGGCCGGGGUGAGGAUGAGCGGGGACGGGAUGAGCGACCUGCGGCAGCGGCACGGCCGGGAGCCCGGAGCGGCGCGGGACAGUGAGGACAAGGAGUCUGAGUCUGAGAACAAGCUGGAUGGAGAGACAGCAUCAGACAGUGAAAGCAAAUCUGAGUUUGGAGGAUCCCCCCCGGUGCCAACAUCAGAUGACACUCCAGAGGUCCUCAACAGGGCCCUCUCCAACCUGUCCUCAAGAUGGAAGAACUGGUGGGUAAGAGGCAUCCUCACGCUGGCAAUGAUCACCUUCUUCUUCAUCAUCAUCUACUUGGGACCCAUGGUCUUAAUGACAAUAGUGAUGUGUGUCCAGAUCAAAUGUUUCCAUGAGAUUAUCACUAUUGGCUAUAAUGUGUACCACUCAUAUGACCUGCCCUGGUUCAGGACACUCAGCUGGUACUUCCUGCUCUGUGUAAACUACUUUUUCUAUGGUGAGACUGUGACAGAUUAUUUCUUCACCCUGGUUCAGAGGGAGGAGCCCCUGCGAAUCCUCAGCAAAUACCACCGCUUCAUUUCUUUCACCCUCUACUUAACAGGUUUCUGCAUGUUUGUUUUGAGUCUGGUGAAGAAACAUUAUCGCCUCCAGUUCUACAUGUUUGGAUGGACCCAUGUGACGUUGCUAAUCGUUGUUACCCAGUCACACCUCAUCAUCCACAACCUGUUUGAAGGGAUGAUAUGGUUCAUUGUCCCAAUUUCCUGUGUGAUCUGCAAUGACAUCAUGGCAUACAUGUUCGGGUUCUUCUUUGGCCGCACACCACUCAUCAAGCUCUCCCCAAAGAAGACCUGGGAGGGGUUUAUUGGAGGAUUCUUUGCCACUGUUUUGUUUGGAUUGCUGCUGUCCUAUGUGAUGUCAGGGUACCGGUGCUUCACCUGCCCUGUGGAGUUCAACAAUGACACCAACAGCUUCACAGUGGACUGUGAGCCAUCCGAGCUGUUCCAGCUACAGGAGUACAAUAUCCCUGUGGUGCUGCAGUCCGUGGUGGGCUGGAAGACAGUCCGGAUGUACCCCUUCCAAAUCCACAGCAUCGCUCUGUCUACUUUUGCCUCCCUCAUCGGGCCAUUCGGAGGCUUCUUUGCAAGUGGAUUUAAGAGGGCCUUCAAAAUCAAGGACUUUGCCAACACAAUCCCAGGGCAUGGAGGUAUCAUGGACCGCUUUGACUGUCAGUACCUGAUGGCAACCUUUGUUAACGUGUACAUUGCGAGCUUCAUCAGAGGUCCCAACCCAAGCAAACUGAUCCAGCAGUUCUUAACCUUGCGGCCAGACCAGCAGCUCCACAUCUUCAACACACUCAAAGCACACCUUGUUGACAAGGGGAUAUUAGGUCGCUUGGAGGAUGCAUAGACAGUGGUGAUUGGAACAGGACUGAAAACAGACCCACCUCCUCGAGGAAAUUCCUGGCUCACCUGAUCUCAGACAAUAACAAGGCCUCAUUUCACUGUAACUUUUCUUCCUUUCUUGUUAAAUGUUUGCAUUUUGGGGUGUUUUUUUUAAUAAUAAAUUUCUAUAGCUUUGGUUCAAACGAGCAAAUCUUGGGUUUGUAGCUGAAGAGGAGCUCAGAAGGACUGUUGGGUGAAGUAGGAGGGUAUGGCUGUCCUCGUGGGCUGGUCUUCACCUCACUGCAUGUGGGCAGCGCUGAACUUCUCCUCUGAGUGUGUUUCUGCAGGGAAUUACACCAGCGUUGGCCGUACGUGUGUGAAGGUGAAGCCAUGCAACUCCUGUCGGGCCAGGCUGUGGCCACGAUGGCAACUCUGGGAUCAUCCUUUCUCCAGUGGGAACUGUGAGUGCAGUGUUCAUAUCCCCAGACAGCCACGGUCCUGCUUGCGUGCAGUCUCCUGUAGCCUGCACGGUGAGCACGAGGCUUCCCUCAUUGGAAGAGGAUCUUGUUCUAAUCCAGCUGUAUUUCUUCUGCCCAGCCAGGCACUUGCAUCUGUGUUCACUUGCUGCUGCUUGCAGUGCCUCCCCCUCCCCCUUCUGGCUGAUAGUUUGGCAAAUAAGAGUUUUAUAACCAAUUAAACCAGAAAGACUGAGGAAAAAGAGUCAAGAACCUGGUAGUUGCUUGUGGGAAUGUGGGAGGUUCCAAUUGCUUCAAUACUGAAUGGAGUAAAUAAGGUUUGAAAGAACAUUGAAAUGCCAUUGAGUAAUUCCUGCCAAGUAAAGCAGGAACAACCCUUUAACUUGGUUCAUUUCCCCCCAUCAAAUAACCUUUAAGCAACACUGAACCACACUUUGGUUGGAAACCCCACACUGGGAGAUAAAUCUGGGGAGCAUAUUCCUAUUGUUCCUUCUCCUGCAGCUGCUGGUUGGGGCUCCAGCACCCCCUGGAGCUUUCAGCUGGGUAUUUUGGUUUCCUUUCAGGGAUCAUGUCUAUCACCUGUUUGUUACUUGAGUUCUAGAUGUCCUGCUGCUGAGUUCAUCAUGGUCUAUGUCGCAUUUCAGUCUGGGUUCAUUUACCUGCAGGCUUCUGUCCUGCUUCUCUUCCUAAACCUUGUCAUAAGUAGUUUGUACUUAAUAGGUAUAAGUUUUAUCCAAGUAUUUUCCUUUAUUUUGUCAUACUUUUGUAUUAUUUAAAAAUGAGAGCCCUAAAGAUUGUAAACCUCUUUUUUUUGUGAUUAGAUAACGAAAAUAUCCCCCCCCUUUACACCUUUUGCAAUGAUCCCAAACACGAGGUGACUCUGAUUUUACUUCUUUCUAUAGUUUGUGCAUGGGAGAGAGAAACUUCAUCAUAUUUUAACCUGGGGAGCGAGUGUCAGGGAAAGAUAAUACAGAAGUACAUUGCUGUUUUCAAGCAUCCACCUUCCACACAGCCACCCCCUGCAUAUAGAGACAUGCACACACUGCAAGCUAGCUAAGUAUCGACAGAAAAGAAGUCACCUGGACAUAGUUUGUAGCUCAGAGUCCGUAUUCUGAUCCUGCCAUUGCUUUCCUUUCCCCUGAGUGAGCCAGAGAGCACACAUGUGUAAAUACAUGACCAGAUGCCGACGUCUCUCUUACAUUCCUCCUUCCUGAGUGCUCAGCUCUGCUUCAUCUCCCUCAUCAGGAACCACAGGGCAGGAGGUUGUGCUCCUUUUGCUGCAGGUAUUUGGGUGAAAGCAGAUUGCAGGGAAGAAGGGGCUGCUUCCACAAAGUAUCUUCAGCCAGUGCUGGCAGAGUUGCUGGCUUCUGGCUUCUGCUACAGGGGAGCCAGUUCAGGACUGUUUGAAGCUAGUGGUUGUACAUAGAGGCUUUCCUGUUCUGGCUGUGGAGACUCUUCCCUUCCAGCCUGAGUUAGGCAGGGGUCUAUUUUCUGUUGAUUUAGAGGUCUCAUCCCCUAAUUUGGGAAUUAAAGGGGAGAAUUAAGGUGCUUCCAUCUCCCUUUGUGCAGGGAGGAUGCUUGCUCUGUAUUACACAGAACCAUUCGGGUUGGAAGGGACCUCUGGAGAUCGUCCAGUCCAACCCUUUAGCCACCUAGAGCAGGUUACACAGGAGCACAUCCAGGUGGGUUUGGAAUGUCCCUGCAAAGCAGUUUGCCCUGUGGGGUCAGAGAAGCUGAUGCUUUUCUGGAUUCCCCAACAUCUGCCAAACCCCUUUGUAAGUGCACUCUUGGGUCCUAAGUCAGUCCUCAGAAGCUGUAGUGGUGAUAGGUAUUACAAGAGAUGCUCUUUAUGUUAAGAAGUUUUUCCAUAUGGCUCUGCAGUCCCCUGCUCAUGUUGCUUUCAGCCUUUGGUACCUCUUUAGCUGUAAUUAGUGGGGCAAAAGCCUAACACAAAGCUUUCCUGCAUGCUUUUGAGUGAAGCAGCAUUUGGGCCUUUUGAAGGGUGCGGUGCUGGCUGUGGACACUGGAGGGCAAAGCAGUUGCAUUUAGCAGCUUCCAGGGCUAGAGAGGAGCUGCAGCAGUGUUUGCAUGUGGCAGCUUUAGUCUUGCUUCCUUGCCAGCAGUGCAGUGAAAGGGGGGGCUUCCGAGGCUGAUUUGAUCCUGAAGGGUUCAUAGAAAGGGUUUAGCAUCCUGCUCUGAAGUUCAUAACUGAGUGGGACCAGUGCAUCCAUUUGAGAAGUGAAGGAGGAAGGGAGGGAGAGGAGAGGUGUGAAUAUUAUUUGCAAGCUCUACAGCUCAACAUGCUGAGAAAUAGUGGUGAGCUCUGUAGUGUGUUCUCUGUUGGGGUGAGAGCCGUGGUGGCAAACCCACUUCUGUACCACUGGUGUGAGUGUAUGUGGUAGCACUGCUCAGCUCUUAGCGAGAGCGCUGUCUGAAACAGCAUUUGGUGGGUUCUCCCCAUCAGCCCAGCCUGUGAGUGGCUUUUGUUUGCUGUAAAUACCUCAAGUUAGGCGUAGAAAGUCUAGAAGAAACGCAAAGUUGAUGUUACUGGCUUUGGCUGCCCCUAAAGGAGUUAAUUGUGAUGCCAAGGGGCAUGUAGCAAGGCACAUUAAGCCUUGCAGGACCUUGGUCGUGCUGCAGCUCUCACAAGCAUUAGGUUUGGAGGGAGAGCCCACGCUGACACCAGGGAUGUCCAGGUGAGGUGAUACAGGGAUGCUCCUGUGAUGUUGCUCCAGCUCAGCAUUGCACCAUGGUUUUUGUUCUCAGUGGGCUCCACCGUCAGAGAAGCUCCUCCAGCUUGUGCCCAGCAAGAAGGGAAUAACCAAGCACAGGGGGAGGUACUGUGCCAGCCAGAGUGUGUGUGCUUGGGAGGGAAGGAAGAGAAAAGCAGGAUUUGGCCAAUGUGAAGCCCAGCAGAGUGUCACUGCUGCUUGUGGUGUGGAGACCACCUUUUCAUCAGCAGUUGUAGCAGACACAGAAGGAUAAGUGUAUUUGAUCAAAGGGAUAGAAAGCUGCUUUUGCUGGUGGGAGAAGCUGCUGUCCUGGUGAAGGGACUAAACAUGAUGCUGGUUUGCUGGUGGGUGAUUUAGUACAGGUCAGACCGGGUUUGAUGCUGCUUGGCUGGGUCUGUGAGGAUGAGCACUUGGCAUGAUCUGAUGGGAAUUUGCUCUUCCAAGUCAGAUAAGUUUGCAGAUGGGAUGCACGGCUCAGUGGAACAUCUCCACCUGGUUCCUGCAUUUAGGGUCAUGCCCACCACUGAUCAGCAUAUGUUAGUUAGAGAUCCUUCAGGCUGAUGGGCUCAGAAGUCUGCUGACACCGAUCCCAAGCUGUUGCAUUGGAUUCUUGGUACCCUGUGCAGCUGGAAAUCCCACAGCAUCAGCUAAUGCUUGGCAGCAGGUUGUGAAAUGCCAGUUUCUCAUGUUCCAAGGGCUGUGUCCUGUUUCUGAUGUGUGCAGCCAGUCCCCCUGAGCAUGGUUGUGAUGGGAUCUUGGUAUCUCUUUCUUCCCCUGCCUCCUCUAACCAGCUCUGUGUAAGAGGAGGAGGGCAAAGCUGUGUGGGGAGCAUCCAUACGACUCAUCCAGACCUUCCUGGGGACUGGAGAGCAUCGUGUCCCAAAGAGCAUGGUAUGAAAGCUCCUGUGGUUCCUGCCCUCUGUAACCAGCCCCAGAGUUGCUUUUGUACUGCUGUAAUCUUGAUGUGCUCCUGUUCUCCAGCCCUGAUGUGUUUCUACAUCUGCUUCUUUCUCUGUGCACUGUUCUUUUGAUUCAUGGUUUAGCUACACCUGUAGAGUUGCCUUUCUUUACCGAAUGUCCAGAUGUGAUAUAUUGUAUAUUUUAAAGUAUUUACCCUAUUUAUAUACUAUGUGUUACUGUUAAAUAAAUAUAAGUUCCAUUA